Messenger RNA from Phytophthora nicotianae INRA-310, 2235 nucleotides. Its product is annotated as 3-phosphoshikimate 1-carboxyvinyltransferase. Gene Ontology annotation, molecular function: 3-dehydroquinate synthase activity; 3-phosphoshikimate 1-carboxyvinyltransferase activity. The transcript is spliced from 2 exons. Gene Ontology annotation, cellular component: cytoplasm. Bases 1 to 2235 code for a protein of 744 amino acids. Gene Ontology annotation, biological process: aromatic amino acid biosynthetic process; chorismate biosynthetic process. NCBI's taxonomy places the organism in Eukaryota, Oomycota, Peronosporomycetes, Peronosporales, Peronosporaceae. The record is from RefSeq and is a predicted model, not a curated record.
AUGUCCGUCGCGCCGCAGGUCGUUCCGUGCGGCUCGUACGACAUCGUACUGGGCUCGUUGCUGCUGCAGUCGCGCUUCGUGGCUGAGGAUCUGCUGCAGCGUCUGCCGAACACUUCCACUUUCGUGAUCCUCACGGAUGCCAACGUCGGUCCGCUGUACGCCGAACCGCUGCGUGCACAGUUGGCCGAGCUGCUACAGGCUCAGGGCAACACCGCACGCCGUGUAUUGCUGCAUGCUGUUCCUGCGGGUGAAGCGUCCAAGUGUCGCGAGAUGAAGGCGAAGAUCGAGGACGAGGUCUUGUUCCCCAACCGUUGUCACCGUGACACGUGCGUCGUGGCUGUAGGCGGCGGCGUCGUGGGCGAUUUGGCCGGAUACGUGGCCUCCACCUACAUGCGCGGUGUGCCAUUCGUGCAGGUUCCUACGUCGCUACUGGCCUGUGUGGACUCGAGCAUCGGUGGCAAGACUGGUAUCGAUGUAGAGGCCGGCAAGAACCUGCUUGGCGCCUUCCACAUGCCGCAACGCGUCUACAUCGAUCUAAACGUGCUGCACACUCUGCCUAAACGCGAACUCGUCAACGGAAUGGGCGAAGUCAUCAAGUCUGGCGCCAUCUUCAACGCCGAACUCUUUGAGCUGCUCGAGAACUCGGCUGAGACCAUCCUCUCGCUCUCCGAUAUGGACGUCGUGCAGCGCGUCGUGGCGCUCACGGUGCAAGUCAAGGCCACAGUCGUGACGCAGGACACGAAGGAGAUGGGUCUGCGCGCCAUCCUCAACUUUGGCCACAGUAUCGGCCACGGCAUCGAGGCGCUGCUUCAGCCUGAAUAUCUGCACGGCGAGUGCGUCUCCAUGGGCUGCAUCAAGGAGGCUGAGAUCGCUCGCGGCAUGGGAAUCUGUACCUCGGCCACUGUGGGUCGUCUGCGUCGCUGUCUUGCUGCCUACGGUCUUCCCGUGCGCGUGCCGGAUCACGUCGCGACACGUGACGUCCUGGUGAAGAUGGAAGUCGACAAGAAGAACAGCCAGGGCGUCAAGAAGAUUGUGCUGCUGGAAGAGAUCGGCAAGGUGCUGGCCAAUCCGUACGCGCGUGCUGUGAAGGACCAUCAGAUUGAGCUCGUGCUGGAGAAGCAAGUUCGUAUGGUGCCUGGUGCCAAGGCCAACGGUACUAUCCGUGUGCCUGGAUCCAAGUCCAUCUCGAACCGUGUGCUGCUCAUGGCCGCUCUUGGCAAAGGCUCGUGCCGCAUUACGGGUCUCCUGCACUCGGACGAUACUCAGGUCAUGAUGAACGCGCUGCAGAAGGUUGGGGCCAAGUUCUCCUGGGAAGACAACGGCGCCGUGUUGGUCGUGGAAGGCACAGCUGGAAAGUUUGCCACCGUGGCCGAUGGAGAAGAGAUUUACCUCAGCAACGCCGGCACGGCUGCUCGUUUCCUCACGAGUGCGAUGACUCUGGUACCGAGCCAGAACGGCGGCACGGUGGUCGUCACGGGCAACUACCGAAUGAAGGAGCGUCCGAUUGCGCCGCUGGUUGACGCUCUACGUGGCAAUGGUUGCGAGAUUUCUUACUUAGAGACUGAGGGUUGUCCACCGCUGGCGAUCCGCGGCACUGGUCUGCGUGGUGGCACUGUGCGUCUGGCCGCCAAGGUCAGCAGCCAGUACGUGUCUUCCGUGCUUAUCAGCGCACCGUACGCCAAGGAACCGCUCGUGCUGGAGCUCGAAGAGGAAGAACCCACUUCGCUCCCGUACAUCCUGAUGACCACACAGCUCAUGAAGCAGUUCGGCAUCCCGGUGGAAACGCUAGCCCCCAACCGCUACCGUGUGCCCUGUGGCGUGUACGAAAACCCGAAGGAAGUAUCCGUGGAAGUGGACGCGUCGUCAGCCACGUACCCGCUGGCAUUUGCUGCUAUCACGGGUGGACAGGUGACGGUGGAGGCUCUGGGAAACACCAGUCUUCAGGGAGAUGCUGCCUUCCACACUCUACUGCGCUCGAUGGGCUGCACUACAACUCAAGACGCCACGUCCACGACGGUCUCGGGUCCGCAGGAUGGCACACCGCUGAAGGCUGUGGAGAUCGACAUGGAGACGAUGACUGACGCGUUCAUGACGGCUGUUGCCCUCGCUGCAGUGGCCGAUGGCACGACCAAGAUCACUGGUAUCGCGAACCAGCGUGUGAAGGAGUGCAACCGCAUUGAGGUCAUGGUGACGGAGCUGCGUAAGAUUGGCGUGGAGUGCGGGCACUGCAGGUAA